Messenger RNA from Leucoraja erinaceus (little skate), 3560 nucleotides. It is a transcript of the gene lxn, whose product is annotated as latexin. The transcript is spliced from 8 exons. The record is from RefSeq and is a predicted model, not a curated record. Gene Ontology annotation, molecular function: metalloendopeptidase inhibitor activity. Bases 96 to 938 code for a protein of 280 amino acids. Lineage: Eukaryota; Metazoa; Chordata; Chondrichthyes; Rajiformes; Rajidae.
UUCCAACACAAAUCGCACCCCAGAGAUUCUAUGAGCUGUCAGCGGACCCUUUUCACAGGCUUCAUGGAAACCCUGCCAAAACAACAUGCAGCGUUAUGACAUCUACAACAUAUAAAAAAGGUCUAAAAGCGCAAGGAACUGCAGAUACUGGUUUACCAAAAAUAUAUACAAAGUGCUGGAGUAGUUCAGGAGUCAGGCAGCAUCUCUGGAUGGAUAACGUUUCAGAAGCUCGUGCUGCUCGGCAAGCUGCAAGUGUGGCCAUCCAUUAUUUAAACUACCAUCAUGGAUCGCCACACAAUGUUUUUCAGCUACAUCAGCUGAAGAAAGCAUCUCUUCAGAUUAUGGUUAACGAAGGGCACAAGUACCAUCUUAAAUUUGAAGUGAGAAAUGGAAGGUUCUCAAAUGUUACUAAAUUCUGCACAGCAAAAGUAUUAUUUUAUAUGAAAUCAGUUCCAGACACUGUUCUAAAGUGUAAUUUUAAAGACUCAGACGGUUUCAAGGAAGAUUAUGAAUUUUAUCUCAAUUUGAGAAAACGGAUGGACCCUGUGAUUGGCUACAAUAUUCCUGAUAAUUUUGGAUUUAUAGCCCCUGAAACAAGACCAAUCUGGCAACUGGCAAUAGUUAGUGCCAGCUACAUCAUGUGGCAAAAGUCUACUGAGGUUAUGAAGUACAACUUGGCUCAAAUACGGGAAGUUCACCAACAGAUCAGGACAGACGAAUUUCUUCAAUUUACCUACAUAAUUCUUCUCCACGAAAUACCAAGCCAGGAAAUAAUAACUUGCAAUAUGUGGGUGAUGUGGCAGCCUAAACAACCACCAAACGUGAAAUACACUUGCUUACCCUCUCCAACUGAAAGUUUUUCUGAAGAAUCUGAAUUUGGAAUGCCGGAGGGAAUGGGGCCGCAAAGAACCGAGGGCUCGGCGUUGCAAAUCAACUGAGAAUCAACUACAGAAAUUUUCUCUACAAACUUAUUACUAACCAUUUUGAUAUUAUUUUACUUAAAGGGUAUCGUAUUGGCAGCACAACAAAUCUAAUGAAUGAUAUUAUGACAGUAUUACCUGGAUUAGUUUGACCAGGACUUGAUUUAACUAUGCUACUUCAAAUUUAGUCACAAAACCUUUAAAUUGCAAUUUUCACGCCUGCUUUAAAAUACAUUUAAGGGGCUGUCCCACUUGGGCGACCUAACCCGCGAGUUCUGACGAGUUUACCCUCGACUCAUACUCGCAGCGUGGUCGACACGAGGUCGUAGCACUCUGUAAGUCUCCUUCAUGCUUGAGAGUGGUCUCAGGCGUACUCGAGGCUUCAGCUAGGUUGCGGCAUAUUUUGCAACGUUGAAAAAUGUCCGCCAGUAAAAAAAGGUCGCCAUGGAAAAAAUCGAUACUUUUCUUACUCGUGGGUUUAGUCGUAGUAGGUCUUAGUAGGUCGGCAUGUUAGUCGUAGGUAAUCGAGGGUAGUCAAAGGUAGUCGUAGAUAGUCUUCAUCAUAGUCGAAGGGAGGUAGUCUUCACUCUCCACUAUUCAGUGUCCAAUUUUCCCGAAGUUAGUGUAGCCGCAGAUUUUCAUCUUUCGGGAAAAUAACUACCUAGUAGCUAAAUGAGCAGGGAUAAGGGGAAUAUCUUCGAUACGCAUGUGAUCUGGCUCAGAGACCUUCAGCGCUUCUUCCCAGAUCAGUCUUCAAAAACACAGUCCUUUGAUUAAUAAAUUCAGAUUAAUCUAUGUCUAUGUUCUAUGUCUAUGUUUAAAUGCUUUAUUGUUGAUAUCAGAAUUUAUUCGCCAAGUAUGUUUUGCAACAUCGGAGGAAUUUCACUGGCCAGGUCAGCCAUACAAUUAAAAGCAACAGACUCAAAAACACAUUUUAACAUGAACAUCCACCACAGUGAUUCCUACACAUUCCUCACUGUGAUGGAAGGCGAAAUAAAGUUCAAGGCCUUCCUUUUGUUCUUCCUCGGUCGGGGGCCUCGAGCCCACCGUUGACGGGACGGUCUUGACUCCCGUAGCCGGUGGCGUUCAGGCCCUCCGUGUCGAGGCGUUCAGCUCGUGCAUCGGGGGUUAUCAGCUCCCCCGCAACGGGCGAUCAAACCUCGCAUCGGGGCUGGUUGAACCUUCUGUGGCGUUGGAGCUCCCGACUCGGCCUCUCCCGAGACUGCGAACCCUUGAAGGUAAGUCCGCAGGCUGCGGUGGGAGUGAUCCCAGGCAAGGGAUCCGCUCCAAUGUUAAGUCCGCGCCCCGCGGUGGGGCUCACGACAGUCCGAGACAGCUCCCAGCUCCAGCGAUGGUAGGCUGCAGAGCCCGGAGAAUGUGAUCCGAAAAUCAAUCACAUCUCCGGGAAGGUAAGAACUUGAAAAAAAGUUUCCUAUACUCUUCUAAACUUGCCAAUUAGGUCGCCCAAGUGGGACAGCCCCUUUAAAUUGUACAAGAUACCGAGUCUGAAGAAUGGUCUCCACCCGAAACAUCGCCCAUUCCUUCUCGCCAGAGAUGCUGCCUCACCCGCUGAGUUACGCCAGCAUUUUGUGUCUACCUUCAUACUGAAGUCAUACUUGUGUAAUCUCAUAUCAGAUUAAGAAAAAAACUGCUAACUUCAAUAAUUUAUUCCAUUAAAGAAAGUUGCACCUAUCAAUAAAGAAUGGUCAAUACUAUUUCAAAUUAGAAUCAUAAUGCAACAUAAUCUGUUUUGGAUAUAUUUCACAGUAUUAUUUGUAGGUUAAGAAUGAAUACUUUUUGGUAAUGCAAGGCAUCCAGCCUUCAUAUGCAGAGCCAUGUUUAUUUUUAAGAAUAUACCGAGUGCUGCAAUGUCUCAAUUUCAGAUUAUUUCAUGAGCUCGGAAUAGUAAUAAAGAGGUCUAAGUUAGCAACAGAAGAUAACAUUAUUUCCACACAUUCCAGCAGGGUGUAUGAAUUGGACCACAAAGAAUCAAAGAGUUUGGUCUGGGAGAAUCAAACGGUCUGGAUAAUAUAUUCUCUAUUUCAUUUUAUUCAAACCUGACAUUUGCCCAUAUUGUCAGAGGUUACGGUUUUGAACAAAGCAUGGGACAUGGAUAUUGCUGACAAAACAAUAGCUCCAUAUUCAUCCCACCUGCUCUUAAAAGGGGGAUGAUGAACAAAUUGCUUGAACCACUGCUGUCAUCAAGAGUGUUUUGUUGUCAUAUGUCCCAGAUAGAACCAAUCAAAUUCUUCCUUGCAGUAGCACAAUAGAAUAUGCAAACAUAGUACACUGUAAACAAUAUAAUAAAUGAGAAAAAGAAAGUUCAUUGUGUGUACAUAUACAUAUACCCACAUAUACAUUAUAUAUGUACACACACACACACGGGUCUCGACCCAAAACGUAACUCAUUCCUACUCUCCAGAAAUGCAGCCUGUCCCACUGUGUUACUCCAGCUUUUUGUGUCUACACACUUAUACACCUACAGUGCCUCCAUAAAGUUUGGGACAAAGAUCCAUCAUUUAUUUAUUUGUCUCUGUACUCCACAAUUUGACAUUUGUAAUAGAAAACAAAUCACAUGUCGUUAAAGUUCACAUUGUCAGAUUUUAAUAAAGGCCAUUUUUAUACAUUUUGGUUUCACAA